UCCCUACAAAUAGCUAAAGCAGCAGUGUGAGGUAAUCCUUCUAUCCUUGACCCUUUCUUUGCAUAGUGAUUGAUGGGCCUUUUUUUUUUUUUUCUCCUUUCCUGGUAACAAAGCACAGCCUUCAGCUAUGGGCAUUUAAGACGCAGAACACCCAGAGGCCCAGCUGCAGCUGCAGGACCCAGAGGUAGACCUUGAUAAGCUGGAGAAGGACAGAGAAAUCCACUCCUGACAACAGAGGCAGCAGCAAAAGGAGCAGCAACCAGGGGAAAAAAACAAAACAAAACAAAAACGAUGUUCCUAGCCACGUUCAAGCUGUGUGCAGGGAGCUCCUACAGGCAUGUGCGCAACAUGAAGGGGCUGAGGCACCAGGCUGUGUUGGCCAUUAGCCAGGAGCUGAACCGGAGGGCGUUGGGGGGCCCGAACCCUGGUACUUGGAUUAACCAGGUUCGGCGUCGGAGCUCUCUGCUUGGUUCUCGACUAGAGGAGUCUAUCUACAGCGAUCAGGAGCUGACCUACAUCCAGCAGGGAGAAGAGGCCAUGCAGAAGGCCCUGGGCAUCCUCAGCAGCCAGGAGGGCUGGAAGAAGGAGAACCAGCAGACAAAUGGGGACAAAGUGCUGAGUAAAGAAGUCCCAGAUGUGGGCAAGGUAUUUCGGCUGGAGGUGGUGAUAGAUCAGCCCAUGGAGAGACUCUAUGAAGAGCUUGUGGAACGCAUGGAGGCCAUGGGAGAAUGGAACCCAAAUGUUAAGGAGAUCAAGGUACUGCAGAAGAUUGGAAAAGAUACAAUGAUCACCCACGAGUUGGCUGCAGAAUCAGCAGGGAACCUCGUGGGGCCCCGUGACUUUGUGAGCGUGCGCUGUGCCAAGCGCCGAGGCUCCACUUGUGUGCUGGCUGGCAUGGCCACACACUUUGGGGAGAUGCCUGAGCAGAAAGGUGUCAUCAGGGCUGAGCAUGGUCCCACUUGUAUGGUGCUCCAUCCUCUGGCUGAAAGUCCCUCAAAGACCAAACUCACUUGGCUGCUCAGCAUUGACCUCAAGGGGUGGCUGCCAAAGACUAUCAUCAACCAGGUCCUAGCACAGACUCAGGUGGAUUUUGCCAACCACUUACGCAAGCACCUGGAAUCCAGCCCCACCCUUGAAGCCAGGUGCUAAAAGACCAGCCUGUGGUUUCCAACUCUUCUUGCUGUUGUGCUCUGCAUCCUCAUAAGGAACAUUCCUGCUAGGAACCUUCAAGUCUAAGAUCUUUGUCUGAGAAGAGUGGGAUAGUAUAACAGUAUAUUUAGAAAUUAUACUGAAUAACAACAAUAAUAACUAUGAUAAUAAAGAAAACAAGGGCAACAAAAAGGGAAUAAAUAAAUUAAUUAAAAAAGAAAUAUGAUACUAAAACUCCUAUUGGGAAAAUUCUAGUUCCAAGAAAAUAGGGAUUGAGGCCUCCUAACUUCACUAAUUAGCUGUGAAAUAAUUAUGGGCUUCAGAAGGGGGCCUUUACUUUUCUACCAAAAAACUAUCUUUAAAGUGCUACUAGGUACCUUUUAGAAAUUGAACUCCAUUUUCUUUUUUCUUUUGUUUUUUUAAAUUUAUUUAUUUAUUCAUGAGAAAGAUAGGAGAAGAGAAAGAACCAGACAUCACUCUGGUACAUGUGCUGCCAGGGAUCGAACCCAGGACCUCAUGGUUGAGAAUCCAAUGCUUUAUCCACUGCACCACCUCCAGGAUCACGAACUCCAUUUUCUUAAUGGAAAAAAAAACAAAACAGAACACAAAACUGUUAGACUGGUUCUCCUUUCUUUUCAUGAGCACCAGUCAGAAUAAAGAAUUAUAGCCACCAACCCUGGAGAUGGUAAAGUACUACAACACAGGAGUUGUAAGCAUGAGGUUCUGAAUUUGAUCCCCGGUGUCACAUA
This is a messenger RNA of Erinaceus europaeus (western European hedgehog), 1898 nucleotides long. RefSeq names its product steroidogenic acute regulatory protein (gene STAR). Gene Ontology annotation, cellular component: mitochondrion; mitochondrial intermembrane space. NCBI's taxonomy places the organism in Eukaryota, Metazoa, Chordata, Mammalia, Eulipotyphla, Erinaceidae. The record is from RefSeq and is a predicted model, not a curated record. Gene Ontology annotation, biological process: intracellular cholesterol transport; steroid biosynthetic process; regulation of steroid biosynthetic process. Gene Ontology annotation, molecular function: cholesterol binding; cholesterol transfer activity. The transcript is spliced from 7 exons. The coding region runs from base 292 to 1149 and encodes 285 amino acids.